AUGGGAAGCGGUGCUAGCGCCGAAGACAAGGAGUUGGCCAAACGCUCUAAGGAGCUUGAGAAGAAGCUGCAGGAGGAUGCUGACAAGGAAGCCAAGACUGUGAAGUUACUGCUGCUGGGGGCCGGAGAGUCAGGAAAAAGCACCAUCGUCAAACAGAUGAAAAUUAUCCAUCAGGAUGGCUAUUCAGAAGAAGAAUGUUUAGCAUUCAAGGCAAUCAUCUAUGGCAAUAUUCUGCAGUCCAUUCUGGCCAUCGUUCGAGCCAUGCAGACACUUGGAAUAGACUAUGGGAACACAUCCAGAGCGGAUGAUGGACGUACAUUGAACAACCUGGCAGAUUCAAUUGAGGAAGGUACAAUGCCCCCAGAGCUAGUUGAUGUGAUUAAGAGGCUCUGGGCAGACACUGGCGUGCAGGCUUCUUUCGAGAGAGCUGCAGAAUACCAGCUGAAUGACUCUGCCUCCUAUUACCUCAACCAGUUAGACAGGAUCACAGCUGCAAAUUACCUUCCAAAUGAGCAGGAUGUCUUGCGAUCUCGAGUCAAGACUACGGGUAUCAUUGAGGAGCAGUUCUCUUUCAAGGACCUGCAAUUCAGAAUGUUUGAUGUGGGAGGUCAGCGGUCGGAGCGGAAGAAAUGGAUUCACUGUUUUGAAGGGGUGACCUGCAUUAUUUUCUGUGCUGCUCUCAGUGCAUAUGACAUGGUACUGGUAGAGGAUGAUGAAGUGAACCGUAUGCAUGAGAGCCUGCAUCUCUUCAAUAGUAUCUGCAAUCACAAGUUCUUUGCAGCUACAUCUAUUGUCCUCUUCUUAAAUAAAAAAGAUCUUUUUGAAGAAAAAGUUAAAAAAGUCCACCUGAGUAUCUGCUUCCCAGAAUACGAUGGACCCAACACAUUUGAAGAUGCUGGGAAUUUCAUCAAAAAUCAGUUCUUGGACCUUAACAUGAGAAAAGACAUCAAGGAAGUGUACUCACAUUUGACCUGUGCCACAGACACACAGAACGUCAAGUUUGUGUUCGAUGCAGUAACAGACAUCAUCAUCAAAGAAAACCUAAAAGACUGUGGUCUCUUCUAGACACCCUGACCAAUGCUACCUGCUCUCUUCCUUCUUCGUCACCACCUUCUGAUGACCAUCUGAUCCUAAAUGCCACCAGCGCCAUGACAGGAUUAAAGGAGAUUACCACUGCAGCCACACUGACUAUUACUGAAGGCUGAGGAAAUUGCUGGCAGGAUCCUUUUCUCUGCCCAACUUAUGAGCAAAAUACUGAACUUUGGGUGACAUUUAACAACCAGCUUUUAAUUUUAUAUAGUGCACACCAUUCCAAGGUGCUUUACAAGUACACAGCAAUAGCACAGGAGAUUAUUUUUUUACUGUUAAUG
Messenger RNA from Polypterus senegalus (gray bichir), 1370 nucleotides. It is a transcript of the gene gnat2, whose product is annotated as guanine nucleotide binding protein (G protein), alpha transducing activity polypeptide 2. Gene Ontology annotation, cellular component: heterotrimeric G-protein complex; photoreceptor inner segment; photoreceptor outer segment. The transcript is spliced from 9 exons. NCBI's taxonomy places the organism in Eukaryota, Metazoa, Chordata, Cladistia, Polypteriformes, Polypteridae. Bases 1 to 1065 code for a protein of 354 amino acids. The record is from RefSeq and is a predicted model, not a curated record. Gene Ontology annotation, molecular function: GTPase activity; G protein-coupled receptor binding; GTP binding. Gene Ontology annotation, biological process: adenylate cyclase-modulating G protein-coupled receptor signaling pathway; detection of chemical stimulus involved in sensory perception of bitter taste.